Microthlaspi erraticum is the source of this 1653-nucleotide messenger RNA. The record is from the annotation of a GenBank genome assembly. Lineage: Eukaryota; Viridiplantae; Streptophyta; Magnoliopsida; Brassicales; Brassicaceae.
AUGGCUUCACAAGCCAAACCUCAAAUCCUCUCCGAUCUCAGUUGUCUCCGUUACCUCGCUCUCUUCCUCCUCCUCUCCUUCCACGUGGCAUCCGGCGCCGGAGGAACAUGGAACCUUCUCUUACAAAACGUCGGAAUCUCAUCAAUGCACUCACAGCUUCUCUACAACGACCGUGUCAUAAUGUUCGACCGAACCAACUUCGGUCCUUCAAACAUCUCUCUCCCUGACGGAGCCUGCCGCGACAACCCAAACGACCUCGUCUCAAAACGCGACUGCACCGCACACUCUGUCGAAUACGACGUCGCUUCGAACACCGUACGUCCUUUAACCGUCCAAACCAACACCUGGUGCUCCUCAGGCGGACUCACUCCCGACGGAACACUCCUCCAAACCGGAGGAGACAGAGACGGCGAACGUAUAGCUAGACUAUACUCUCCUUGCGACGACAACUCUUGCGACUGGACAGAAGUCGACAACGGACUCGCUGCAAGAAGAUGGUACGCUACGAACCAUGUCCUCCCCGACGGUCGUCAGAUCGUCAUCGGAGGUCGAAACCAAUUCAACUACGAGUUCUUCCCCAAAACAAACGCACCAAACCUCUACAGCUUACCGUUCCUCGUCCAAACAUACGACAAAGGAGACGAAAACAAUCUCUACCCCUUCGUUUUCCUCAACAGCGACGGAAACUUAUUCAUAUUCGCAAACAACAAAGCGAUCUUGCUCGACUACUCCAAGAACACCGUCGUCAAAACGUAUCCUGAGAUCCCCGGAGGCGACCCGAGAAGCUACCCGAGCACUGGCUCAGCCGUUCUCCUCCCGGUCAAGAAUCUUGAAGCGAAGAUCGUCGAGCUGGAGGUUCUUGUGUGUGGAGGUGCACCGAAAGGUUCGUUCAACAAAGCUUACAGGGAAAAAACUUACGUGAAAGCGCUUGACACGUGUGCAAGAAUCAAGCUCAACGAAGCUAAACCUCAAUGGCUCGUUGAGAAGAUGCCGAGAGCGAGAGUCAUGGGAGACAUGACGCUUUUACCUGACGGACACGUUCUGUUAAUUAACGGCGCUUCCUCGGGGACAGCCGGUUGGGAGUGUGGUCGUGAACCGGUUUUGCAUCCUGACCUUUAUCAUCCCGAUAAACCGGUCGGUUCAAGAUUCGUACCGCAGAACCCGAGUGCUAUACCGAGAAUGUACCAUUCGACCGCCGGUUUACUACGUGACGGGAGGGUUCUCGUCGGAGGAAGCAACCCACACGCGUAUUACAAUUUCACCGGCGUGCUUUUCCCGACGGAGCUUAGGUUGGAAUCUUUUUCGCCGUCGUAUUUGGAUGCUCAGUUCUCGGAUCUUCGUCCGAGCAUUGUCAUUCCACCGAACACGGUUAACUACGGUCAAACCAUGAGGCUGUGGUUUAGAGUAACCGGGAAAGUGAAAAGUCCGGUUAAGGUAACGAUGAUGUUUCCUUCGUUUGCUACGCAUUCCUUCUCGAUGAACCAGAGGCUUUUGGUUCUUGAUCAUGUUUCCACUAGGAGGAUGGGCAUAUGGAAUUAUGAGGUUAGGGUUAUGAUACCAACAUCGGUUAACAUUGCACCGCCCGGUUAUUACAUGGUUUUCGUUGUGAACCAAGAUAUACCGAGUGAAGGUAUUUGGGUAAGGUUACAGUAA